Mytilus californianus (California mussel) is the source of this 7810-nucleotide messenger RNA. Its product is annotated as G patch domain-containing protein 2-like. NCBI's taxonomy places the organism in Eukaryota, Metazoa, Mollusca, Bivalvia, Mytilida, Mytilidae. Gene Ontology annotation, molecular function: nucleic acid binding. The record is from RefSeq and is a predicted model, not a curated record. Bases 131 to 1477 code for a protein of 448 amino acids. The transcript is spliced from 7 exons.
AGAAGUGGCGAGAUGAAAACAAACAUGGAGGCUCAGCUGUGACAUAUUGCAUUUUUUGCAAACAGAAAGCAGUUUAUUCUCACUUUUAUGCUAAUUUUAUUGAAAUGCUAAAUGCGAAAACAAAACCCUGAUGGAUACACAUAUAGUACGACAGUUUCAGAAUUUGCAAGUUUUGUCAAAAACAAAUGGUCUGAGGAUGGACGACCUAGUUAGUGAUCUAACCAUGGCAUUGGAAGAAACUACAAGAUCACCAAAAUCAUCAAAAAAUUACAUGGCUAUGGCUUCUUCAAAAAGACAGAAGAAAAAAAAGGGAAAAAAGAAAAGAAUAACAUGUGUUGAACUUGACAACACAAGUGAAGCGUCUGAAAGCAGUCUAGAAGGAGCACUUAGGGGUUACAUGGAAAGCCGUUUACAACAGAGUGAUUCUGACGAUGUUUUAAGUAAAACGCAUUACUAUACAAGACUAUCCAUGCCGGCAAGAACUGAAUAUAUCCCUUCUGUAGAAUCAGAUUCAUUUACAGAUAAUAUAUCUCCUGUAAAACCACAAAGACGAAGAAAAAAAUAUAAAUCCAUGGUCAUUGAUGUUGAAUGUAUGCCAGCUCCACAGAGCACAGUGGUGCCAUUCAAAUCAAAAAGUAAGGCUAAAAUGGAAGUAGAAGUUCGGAAAGAAUCACCAAUACCAGAAACCACCAAAGAAACCACUGGAGAACAAAUAUUUCCGGGAAAAAGGAAGAGAAGUUCGAAAUCUAAAUCAGAUAAUAACAAAGACAACUCGGAAAAAUUUGAUACCAUGGAUACUGGAAAUGAAUCACAGGAGAGUAGUUCCUGGACAAGUUUUAGUAGCAGUGACAGUGAAGGAAUUAGUACACAUGAUGAAGGAAGAGAGGCUGAUGAUGAACAAAGUGAUUUCUUUCAUGAGCCUGGACCAGCUUGUGGUAUACCUGGAAUCAUUCCGUGGUGGGAAAAUGAAGCUAAGGAUGAAAAUGAGAUGGAAUCUGAAAAAGAAUUCCAUCAAAUACUGUCAGGAACAUUUGAAAAUAUGUCCAAAACUUCACAGUUAGCAUUUAAAGCUAGAGUUACUAAAUUGAUGGCAAAGUCUGGAAGAGAAGUUAGAUUUGGUAGAAGACGAUUGAAAGAAAAGACUCCUGGUUAUACAGUAUCAAACUAUAUAGAAGACAAACAAAUGUGGAAUUCCAUGCAAGGAGUUUAUUCUCCACCAUUUCCCAGUAAGGAGAAUAAAGAUUCUAAAAAACUCAGAAAAUCACCUGCAUUAACCAAUCCUGAAGGUUUUGUAGGAGAGGAAGCAUGUCCUAUACCAGAAUCUAACAUAGGCAAUAAAAUGUUACAAAGUAUGGGAUGGAAACCAGGAUCAGGUCUUGGAGCAGAAGGAGAAGGCAUACAAACACCAGUUCUAGCAUACAGAAGACUAAGAAGAACAGGAUUGGGUCAUUCCAAAACAAAACAGAAAAAAUCAUAAUACCAGAUUUAAUUAUUCUACAUCAUUAUCAUAUGAAUUAAGUGGUCAUGGUUGUUCUUGUUAAUCAGAAAAUUUAAAACUAGUUGACAUUUUUUUACUUUAGUGACUGUUUUAAAUUUUAUGGGGGAGGAAGAAAAUUUCCUGACAAUUUUUUUCUAACUGACAUUUAAGUUAGCUAAUAAACAAGUUCCCAUAAUCAGUAGCAAUACACAAAAAAAUAUGGAGGGAAAAAUGUCACACUUUCUUUAAGAUAUUUCCUGGAUUGUUGCCAAUUCUUUAAAACUUUGAAUUUAGAACAGUACAGAGUUCUAUUUAAUUUGAAUGAAUGAACAAAAAGACAAGAUCUGAUAUGAUUACUGUUUUAAAUUAUAAAAAGAAUUCUGAAACUAUGGAAAUAUAUAAACAAAUUGAUGAAUACAUAAUGCCAAUCUUUUUUCAAAUUUUAUCUCUUAAUAAUGAUGAUUAGAUGCAGUUUGCUUAAAAAGUUCAAUAUAAACAAAUAUUUCCAUGACAACUUUAGAAAUAAAAUGUCUGAAUACGUAGGAUGUUUUAGUACAAUGAUUUAUUAUGUCUUCAUAUACCAGUCUACAUUAACAAUGAUAAGGAUUUUAAUUAUAUAAUGUAUUUUUAAGAAUUGAAUGCAUAUUUUUUUAAUAUAGAUUUCACUUUGUUUUUAAAGUAAUGUCUACAUUGUACUUCAAAAAGAUGCCUUGGAUUUUUUUCCUAUUGAAUACAUUGAAGGCAGUGAUCUCUAGUUGUUUACAUAGUUAUCCAUUGGUCUUUGGUUGUUGGUUGUCUCAUUGGCAGUCAUACCACAGUGACUUAUUUUUAUAUUGCACUAUUUCUCUUAUCACUGAAUUCAAAUGUUUACCCCUAAUUUUAAUUCCAUGCAUAUUAAUUCUUUAAAAUUUUAAACUAGAACAUAACACAUUCCAACUGAUUAUAAAAAAAUCAUAAUGAUGAAGUGUGGUACAAGAAGGAAAUUUUUCACAUCUUGGGCUUAGGCAAGAUUAGUUUUCAUAUUCAAGCUGCUAAAGUCUGACUGGAUGAAGCUAAAAGACAAAUAUUUGAACAAUGUAUGUAAUUGCAAGACUCCCUUUUGAACCCCCAUUUAUAUGUCUCUGCUUAUUCUGUCAAUAGUGGGGGGUUCAAAAGAAAGUCUUUCCUAUAAUUCUAGUGUAAGCACAAAACAUAGUAUCAAUUGAGAAUACUUUUUAUAGUCCCAAGUCAGUAUCAAUAUUCUUGUUCUGUUAAAUUCUUCACACCAAAGUCAUUACUUUUUUUUUAUUAAGGAAGAGAUUUUGAAAUUUUUUGCAUUUCUCUUUCUCUUCAGAAGUUACUAUUAUAAAGCCAUGCUUUUCAAAGCUAUUUGAAAUUUUACUGGUUUAACCAAGGGUAGAGAAACUUCUGCAUGUGAAACUGUAAUGGUUUUAUGAAUGAAAGGAAAACUUGGGCACAAGAAACUACUGGUUUACCCAAAGAAAUUACCACCAGUUACUGUUGAAAUGUUCUGAGGUCUUGGAAAUAAACAUAUUAAUGCAUUAUAGCAUUUUUAUCAAUCUUUAUGUAAAGUGCUUACUACAACAAUAAUCUUAAUGUAAAUGAUUAAAUGAAUGAUGUUAUUAGGUAGUGUUUUGUAUUUUAAAAAGGAUCUUUUGGGUCUUAGACACCAACAUAAGUCUGCAAGGGUAACUAGAAUCAAUGGAGAUGAUUAUUCAUUUAUAGAAUUUUCUUGUCCUAUCUGUCUACAUUUUAACACCUGAUUACCUUGGAUUUAAAUGAUGUCAGCAAGACUUUUUUUUAAAUAAAAAAGAAGUUGAUGUUUUCUCUGAUCUUUAAUGAUGGUCAGAUCUAUGUAAUUUUGGUUUAUGUCUCUAUUGAAAUUGUGCCACAUCUUAUUUUUGUACAAAAUUGCACAAGUAGACAAAAUUUGACAAGACAUCAAAGCAAAGAAAAUGUAACAUAUUUGAUUGGAGUUACAAUUUGUAUAAAGUUUUUGUUUAAGAUAGAAAAUUUUAAUAGUGCAAUAAAUUUGUGAAAGUUUCCAUUUUGUAAUAAAUUUUGCAAGUUGUGAUGUCAUAUGUCAUGGAACAGUAAAUGGGCUAUGUCACAGAACUGUAAAUGGGCUAUGUCACAGAUUUUGUUACAAAAAUGCAUACAACUUUGUUGACUUUACACGUUGAAAAUCGAAAAAAAUAAUUUAUUUAAAUGUUAUACUGCUAAAAUAUGACUUUUUUUUAAAAAGAAAAAUCCUUGAAAUAGUUCAACAUUUAUAUAAAAUGUACAUAAAAUCUGUCCAAAUUAUCUUUAUUUUUAAUACAUUUGUCCAAUGAUUAUUUUCUAUCAGUAAAACAGAAAUUUAUAAAACCAGCAACCUAUAAAUGUUUAUAUCUAUGCAAUGGAGUUUGAUCAUAUAAAAGACAACUAAAAGAACAUUUUUCACAGAUUUUAUGUGUUUUCAAUAUGAAUGUACAUCUACUUUAAAAGAAUAACUUCAAUAAUAUUUCAGAAAAAAGAAGAGAUUAAUGCAUUACUUUUGGAUAUUUAGUUCAAGUUUACCAUACUGUGGCUGUGUGCAAAAUCUUAUAAAAAUCUUUGAUAUGACCCAUAUACAGUAACUUGACCUUAAACAUUGUUUUUACCCUUUACUAGAAGUAGAUACAUGUAGUACAAAUGUGAAGAUUUAAUUGUUGUAUUCAAUUUUAUAUGAAUGUUAAAUGUAAUAUUUUUUUUAUUAUAAUUGAAUGGAAUUUUAUUGUCUUGUCUGCAACAAAUCUCACAGAAUGCUAGGCUGAGGAAUGCUAAUCAAACGGUAUAAACUAUUUGUGAAAUGCUUUAUAGUUUAGAAUGUAGAAGACUUCAUAUCUUGUAUACAGAUGCCUCAUGAGUUCUGAAGUUUCUCUCUUUUCUCCUUGACCUCAUUUUAAUGUUUCGUCAACUUUUUUUUAUCACGUAAAUUUUUCACUUGUUAUGAGCAAAAGGAUAACUAUAUGUAAUGUUUAGGAUUGACCUUGAUCUCAUUUGAUAGAUUAGUGAUCAAAGUUCAGAUUUCAUUGUUAAAUCCAUAUCACAGAUAAUAUAAGCAAAAGGUCAACUAUAUUUGAUGUAUAGAAUGAUUGUAGAUGUAAAUGUCUGUCUGGUAGAGUUCAUCUGACCUUGACCUCAUUUUCAUGGUUCAUUGGUCUGUUUCCAUUUCUCUACUACUUUAAUUAAUAGGUCAACUAUAUUUGGUGUUUGGAAUGAUAAUCAGGUGUACAUGUAUGUCUGUCUGUCAGGGAGUGCUUCUGAUUUUUUACCUCAUUUUCAUGGAUCAUUAAUAAUGUUAAGUUUAUGUGAUAAAUGUAGUAAAACUGUUAUCUUAAAGAUUUCAACACCAUAAAAACCAAUCUUGAUCAGUUAAACAGACAAGACAAUUAUAUGAAAUACUUUUUACAUAACAAACAAUCCUGAUAACUUAAACAGGCAAGACAAUUAUAUGAAAGACUUUUAACAAAAUAAACAAUCCUGAUAACUUAGUGUGUGCACUUUUGUUAAAUGUUUAUUUUUUAAACAAUUACCUGUAUGUCAUUAUUUUGAAAAAGUUUAAAGAAAUUUGGAGUUCUGUUGUAAGAAGAUUGUCUAAUUAAUAGUCAUACAACAUCUUCUUAUUCUUUCUGUUAUGUUGUGUCCCUUACUGAUUAGGUAAUUUUUGAAGUUCAAUAUUUUUAAAUCAGUUUUAUCUAAAACUGGAUAUAUUUUUUUUAAAGAAUAUGGAAACCAUGUGCAAUAUAUAUUAUUUUAAAAAUAUUGCUAAAAAUUUGCUAUUGAGAGAUGAUAAAAGGAAACAUUAUCACAAACAUUCAGUUAGUCAUGGAAAGCUGUAAAUGUUUCUGAAAUGAAAAAAAAAAAUAUUCAGAAAAAGGUUGAAAUCGAUUACCAAAUUUAUUUUUUGUGUCACAGUACAUAAGCUCAUACAAUGUUGAAAUAUUUAGAUAUAACAAUUUGGUAUAUUUAUUGUCGAGCCUGCGACUUUUGUCGCAGAAAGCUUGACAUAGGGAUAGUGAUCCGGCGGCGGCAGCGUUAACUAACUUCUUUAAAGCUUAAUAUUUCAGAAGGUAGAAGACCUGGAUGCUUCAUACUUUGUAUAUAGAUUCCUUAUGAUAUGAAGUUUCCGUCUGUCAUAUGUCCAUUGUCCUUGACCUCAUUUUCAUGGUUCAGUGACUACUUGAAAAAAAAAGUUAAGAUUUUUUGUAAUGUUAAUUUCUCUCUUAUUAUGAGUAAUAGGAUAACUAUAUUUAGUAUGUGCAUACCUUGCAAGGUCUUCAUGUCUGUCAGACAGUUUUCACUUGACCUUGACCUCAUGUCAUGGAUCAGUGAACAAGGUUAAGUUUUCGUGGUCAAGUCCAUAUCUCAGAUACUAUAAGCAAUAGGUCUACUAUAUUUGGUGUAUGUAAUGAUUGUAAAGUAUACAUGUCCAACUGGCAGGUGUCAUCUGACCUUGACCUCAUUUUCAUGGUUCAGUGGUAAUAGCUUAGUUUUUGUGUUUUGGUCAGUUUUUCUAAUACUGUAUGCAAUAGGUCAAUUAUAUUUGGUGUAUGGAAAUAUUUUACGAUGUACAUGACAGUCUGGUAGGUUUUAUUUGACCUUGACCUCAUUUUUAGGGUUCAUUGCUCAAUGUUAAGUUUUUUUUUGUGUUUUGGUCUGUUUUUCUAAUACUGUAAGCAGUAGACCAACUAUAUUUGGUGUAUGGAAAUAUUUUACGAUGUACAUGUCAGUCUGGCAGGUUUAAUUUGACCUUGACCUCAUUUUCACGGCUCAUUGCUCAAUGUUAAGUUUUUGUGUUUUGGUCUGUUUUUCUUAAACUUUAAGCAAUAGGUCAACUAUAUUUGGUGUCUGGAAUUAUUGUAAGGUGUAUAUGUCAGUCUGGCAGGUAUCAUUUGACCUUCACCUCAUUUUCAUGGUUCAUUGGUCAAUGUUCAGUUUUCCUGGUUUACUUUGUUUCUUAGAUGCUAUAAGCAAUAGGUCAACUAUAUUUGACGCAUGGAAUGAUUUUAAGGUGUACAUGUCUGUCUGGCAGGGUUCAUCUGACCUUGACUUCAUUUUCAUGGUUCAUUGGUCAAUAUAGAAUUUCGAUGGUUUUGUCUGUUUCUUUUAUACUAUAAGCAAUAGGUCAUCUAUAUUCUGAGUAUGGAAUGAUUGUAUUAAAGGUGUACAUGUAUUUCCGCCUUUGUUUAUCUGACCUUAACCUCAUUUUCUUGGAUCAUAAAUGUUAAUGUGAAACUUGUAGUAUAACUUUAUAUGUAGGACUAUCAACAUAAAAUCAAUGGUCAGUAUAGUAGGUGAGACAUUUCAGCAUGUGCACUCUUGUUUUUCCAUAUAAAUGUGUUGUAAUUCCAAUUUAGAGUGUUUAUGGAUUUUCAGUGCCAUUUUGUUUAAAUUGCUUUUUAAGUCUACAUGACUUCUUUUAAGGAAACAAAAUUGAUGCAAAGACUUCAAUUAUGAGAAAAAACCAAACCAUUAUAGAUUACUUAAAGAUAUAAUGAAAUAAAAACAUGAGUGAUCAUAUGUAUUCACAUGUAUUAAGAAAUAAUGAGCUAAAACAUGAGUGAUAAUAUGCAUAUACAUGUGUUAAGAAAGAAUGAGAUAAAAACAUGAGUGAUUAUAUGUAUUCACAUGUAUUAAGAAAUAAUGAGCUAAAACAUGAGUGAUAAUAUGUAUAUACAUGUGUUAAGAAAGAAUGAGAUAAAAACAUAAGUGAUUAUAUAUGUACACAUGUAUUAAGAAUUAUUGAGAUAAAAAAAUGAGUGAUUAUAUGUAUACACAUGUAUUGAAAUAUAUAUGUAAUAGACUGUAUUGUGUUGUUAUAGGUCAAAGGUAAAAAUCACCAAAUAUUCUGGAAAAAAGACAUUCAAGUUAUUUAAAAUUGCAAAGAUGCAAUCCUUUUUGUUAAUCCUUAAUUAUAAAUUUAAUUAUAUUUUCCUAGCUAAACUUUAACAAAGUUCCAAUUUUCAGAUGUCAUUUCUCUCAUUGCUAUUUAUCUCAAGGCACAAAUAACAAUAUAAAAAGAUCCAAAUAAACCUUAAAAUAAACAGCAGUUCAUAUAAAAAUAUUUCUCUUAAAAAUAAGAAUUAUUAAAGUACAUGUGAAAAUGUUUUAUAACUUUUUAAUGCUAUGUUUGUAUACUAGAUACCGAUUAGUUACUGUUGUUUGUUAUGUUUUAUGAGAAAUACCUUACUGACAUUUUAUUCCUACACAUUAGAGAACAUUUUAUUUUGAUACAUUUUGUGAUAGUCAUGUCAUCUUCAUUAGUAAAUUUAUUUUUACAUUAGUCAAUAUUAAAUAAUCCUAAAACUG